This is a messenger RNA of Paramisgurnus dabryanus, 917 nucleotides long. The record is from RefSeq and is a predicted model, not a curated record. NCBI's taxonomy places the organism in Eukaryota, Metazoa, Chordata, Actinopteri, Cypriniformes, Cobitidae.
AUGUUACCUGCUGUGCUUUCCUAUGGACUAUGGGACCAGGUCAGAGUUGACUGUGGAAAAGAGUUUUAUCUGACAUUAUUCAUCCAAGAAAAGCUGGCGCAACACAGACACAAUACUCAAAGGCAGCCAUACAUUCAGACACCUUCUACAAGGAACCAUGUGAUAGAGAGAAUGUGGUCAGAGGUCAAUGCCAGAGUCAACUACCCUUUGAAGUCAGCUUUGGUACAUCUGGUGAACCAGGAGGAACUGGACAUGGAGGACAACACAUCCAAAUAUUGUGUAUCAAACCUGACAUGCCAAAUGGCUAGGAUUGGCAUCACAAAUGUAAUAGAGGCAUGGAAUGCACACAGGAUCCCAGGAAAGGGGAUACCAAAUGAACUGGCUAAAGGAGGGUGUCCUGCAAAACUUCAAGAGGACCAUCUGCCUGUUGGUACUGUUGCUGCUGACCUUUAUCAGCAGGAACUGGGAUCAGCUUUGAAAAGGGAAUCCAUUUUUGGAUGUAAUCCUUUCCCAUCUGAAGAAGCCCAACAAUGGACUGAAACGGAGUUUGGUUCUCACUUUGAUUUGAUAUCACUACAUCAAAAUGUAAUUAACCAUAACUAUGGGCCUUUUGAACAAGCAGUUAUGUCUCUUAUUGAUAUCACCAGACGCUGUGUGUGACCUGUUACAAGUGACCUGCAAUGAUCAAUGAAACAGUUUACUGUAAAAAAACAUUUAUUACGGAAACUGUAAAACCCGCUUCAAUACAUAAAAAUUGCACUUUAUCCCAAAUACAUUCCACUUUUACAAGUCUUUCUCAGUCGAGUCUUUUUUUAGUGGUCUUGUAAACAAACUGAGCUUUUGUCUAAAACUAAGCUCAUCAGAUUGAAUGAAGAUACUGUAACAUUAGCAUCCUUAAACUUAAUUGUAUUUACCAA